This is a messenger RNA of Syzygium oleosum, 935 nucleotides long. RefSeq names its product protein ELF4-LIKE 3-like. Gene Ontology annotation, biological process: entrainment of circadian clock; positive regulation of circadian rhythm. The record is from RefSeq and is a predicted model, not a curated record. The coding region runs from base 221 to 577 and encodes 118 amino acids. The transcript has 2 exons. NCBI's taxonomy places the organism in Eukaryota, Viridiplantae, Streptophyta, Magnoliopsida, Myrtales, Myrtaceae.
GAGAAAAAGAAAGGGCGCCCUCGUCCUCUCCUCUUCUCCCUCACCUCCUCCUGCUUCGUCUUCGAAGGGAUUGUCGCGACUGCUUCGAACUCUCCCCCCCCCCUUCUUUUCGCGAAUUCUCACGAUGUUCCGGGUUUCCGAGGGCAGAUUCAGAUUCUGAACAAAGAUAGGAUUUUUCCAUCUCUCUCGGGGCGGUCAAAAGGGACUCGACGAAGUGUAAAUGGAGGGCGAUGCGUUCUCGGGGUUCGGCAGUGGGGCUCACCACCACCAGAUAGACACCAAGAUAUUGCAGACCUUCCAAAAGAGCUUCGUGCAGGUGCAGAACAUACUGGACCAGAACCGGCUCCUGAUCAACGAGAUAAACCAGAACCAAGAGUCCAGAGUCCCCGAUAGCCUGAGCCGGAACGUGGGGCUGAUCCGCGAGCUCAACAACAACAUCCGGACGGUGGUCAAUCUCUACGCCGAUCUGUCGAGCAACUUCACCAAGUCCAUGGAAGCUUCUUCCGAGGGCGACUCGAGCGGCGGCGCCCUGAGAUCAGACGCCAAGGCCGGGCUCAAGAGAAAUAGGCCUGCAUAGUAACGAUUCCGGGAUCAAGAAAGCAAAACAAAUUGUACCCUUUUGCUUGUUCUCUCUGUAGCUUUGAUGGGAUGAAGUGAGAUGAAGAAAGAAGAAGAAGAAAGUGGGGGUUCUUGGUGGGUGGUGGUAGAAUCUGAUUUUUAAGUGCUUCGUCCAUCAUGACUCAGGGAAGUCACUGAAGUGUGGCUCUGAACUGCGUCUCUUGUGGUUCUUUCUUCACCCCCUGGUUCAUCCGUACUUCUUCACUAGGAGGAGAAUAAUUGUUCCAAAGAGUGAAAAUUCCCCUCUCUGUGUCUGUAACUCCAUUGUAACUGUGGAUCUAAUUGGGAAUCAAUCACGCUUUGUUCGGUCUGGUGUA